AUGACCAACACCAUUUCCGCCGGAGAUCCCAAGAUUGCCAACGAUGUCAAGCAAGCCAUUGACAGCGAGACUGCCACCCUCCGUGAAGUCAGCUUGCAGAUUCACAGCAACCCCGAGCUGGGAUACGAGGAGGUCUUUGCGCACAAGAUCCUGACCGAUUACAUCGAGGAGCGAGGAUUUACCGUGACCCGGCAUGCUUACGACCUCAAGACCGCCUUUGUUGCCGAGUACGUAUCGCCUGCUGCUAAGGCAUUGAUCGCCGAUGGACACGGUGAUAAGGUCCGAACCAUCGGUUUCAUCAGUGAGAUGGACGCCCUUCCCUUCGUCGGGCUGGCCUCUGCCGUAGGUACCAAGGUUGCUCUUGAGAAGAACAACCUCAUCGGACGCAUCAAGUUGUUUGGAACCCCAGCUGAGGAGACCACUGGAGGCAAGAUCGAUAUGAUCAACAAGGGCGCUUUCGAAGGAUUGGAUGCCUGCAUGAUGUCCCAUCCUGCUCCUGCUGAUGUCGUCUACUGCACCAUCCUGUCGGUUGGAGGCAUGACCGUCGAGUACUUUGGAAAGGCUUCCCACGCCUCUGCAUCGCCCUGGGAAGGCGUCAAUGCAUUGGAUGCUAUGGUCCACGCCUACAACGGACUCGCCCUUGUUCGUCAACAAACCGCUCCCACAAGCCGCAUCCACUGUGUCAUCACUAACGGAGGCGCCGCCGCCAACAUUAUUCCUGACUACGCCUCUGGAAAGAUCAUGUACCGUGCAACCAGCGCUGACGAUCACGCCAAGGUCUACGAUGCCGUCAUGAAGGUCGUCAACGCCGCUGCUGACGCAACAGGAUGCACCGUCAAGAUCACCAAGGAGAUGGAGUACCAGCCCGUGCCCAUCAAUGAACACCUCGCCAGCAGAUACGCCUCCUACACCGCCGGCCUCGGAGUCAAGUACCUCCCUCGUGCUGUCCAGGAGUCUCUCCCAUCUGGCUCGACCGAUAUGGGUAACGUCGCUCACGUCGUCCCUGGAAUCCACCCCGUCUUCAACAUUGUUGGUCUCAACGGCGAGAUCGACCGCUCCGUUUCGAACCAUUCGUUCGGGUUUGUGGCGCAGGCAAAGGCUGAGGUUGCUCAUGAGGCCAGCUUGCGCUCAGCCAAGGGUUUGGCUCUCACUGGCUUGGAUGUCUUGAUCGAAGAAGGUUUCGCCGCCUCCAUCAAGGAUUCAUUUGAGAGGCAGGUCCCCAAGGGAAGCUCAGGAUUGUCGUCUCUUGAGCAGAAGUUCAAGGCUAUGGCUGGCAUUGGAGCAGGAUGCGGAUGCCACUAA
Linnemannia hyalina is the source of this 1302-nucleotide messenger RNA. The record is from the annotation of a GenBank genome assembly. NCBI's taxonomy places the organism in Eukaryota, Fungi, Mortierellomycota, Mortierellomycetes, Mortierellales, Mortierellaceae.